This is a messenger RNA of Trichosurus vulpecula (common brushtail), 993 nucleotides long. RefSeq names its product SH3 domain binding glutamate rich protein like 3 (gene SH3BGRL3). Gene Ontology annotation, cellular component: cytoplasm. The coding region runs from base 178 to 459 and encodes 93 amino acids. NCBI's taxonomy places the organism in Eukaryota, Metazoa, Chordata, Mammalia, Diprotodontia, Phalangeridae. The record is from RefSeq and is a predicted model, not a curated record. The transcript is spliced from 3 exons.
CCCUCCCGAGCGCCGCGCGGCCGCCGCCUCCUCCGCCUCGUCCUGCUGCUGCUGCUGUUCUUGAUCCUCGGUCUCCGUCCGUCCGUCCGUCCGUCUGUCCGGCCCGGCCCGCGCAGCCCCGCAGCGGCCUCGCCGUCCCCGCCUUCGCGCGUCCGCCCAGCCCGGCCCGGCCACAGCAUGAGCGGCCUCCGGGUUUACAGCACCUCGGUCACCGGUUCCCGGGAGAUCAAGUCCCAGCAGAGCGAGGUGACCCGCAUCCUGGAUGGGAAGCGGAUCCAGUACGAACUGGUGGAUAUCUCCCAGGACAACGCCCUACGGGAGGAGAUGAGGACCCUGGCUGGGGACCCCAAGGCCAUCCCACCCCAGAUAUGCAACGGGAACAAAUACUGUGGGGACUAUGAACUCUUCGUGGAGGCUGUGGAACAGGACACCCUGCAGGAGUUCCUGAAGCUGGACUGACCCCGCCCCACCCCCCCAGCCUCAUAGACUGACCAAUAUUCCCUCUCCCCACUUCCUCUCCCAGCCAUGAAGGACCCUGGGACCAAUUUCUAUACCUGAACUGUAUAUCCAGGUUCCAGUUCCAGAUCCCCAUACAGCUAAUCCUAGAUCCCAUCUCCCCCUCCGUGGCCCUGUGCCCACAUGUCCUUGUACUCCUCCCCUGACCCUCCAUCCUCUCCUUUCCUGGGUAUAACUCAACCUCUUUUCCCUUUCUCAUUCCUGGACUUCUGCCAUUCCAUUCCCUUUAGGCUACAUUCCAUGCCCAUCAGUCUUAGAAACUGCCCCAAGUAUCUGUGUUCUUCCUCUCCUCAUUCCUCAGUCUGCAGGGGGUCCCUCCAGGGAGGGAGCCUCCCUCCUGCUGCUACCCCUCCCAAAGGUGGCCGCUUGGUGACAAGCUUACAGUGGGGCCUAGUGCCCCAUUGGGGACCUGUCACAGGUCCUGUUCUUCAGUGGCCUCUCUUCCUGAGGAGCGAUUAAAGUUCCAGUUGACUUGGA